This is a messenger RNA of Athene cunicularia (burrowing owl), 2912 nucleotides long. RefSeq names its product formin binding protein 1 like (gene FNBP1L). The coding region runs from base 1 to 1659 and encodes 552 amino acids. The record is from RefSeq and is a predicted model, not a curated record. The transcript has 17 exons. Gene Ontology annotation, biological process: signal transduction. Gene Ontology annotation, molecular function: protein binding. NCBI's taxonomy places the organism in Eukaryota, Metazoa, Chordata, Aves, Strigiformes, Strigidae.
AUGAAGCGUGGAGAACGAAGAAUUGGCUGUGUUGUCUUGGAUCAGUUUGAUAACUUGGACAAGCAUACGCAGUGGGGCAUUGACUUCUUGGAGAAAUAUGCAAAAUUUGUAAAAGAAAGGAUAGAAAUUGAGCAAAACUAUGCAAAACAACUGAGAAAUCUGGUUAAGAAGUACUGUCCUAAACGUUCACCCAAAGAUGAGGAACCCAGGUUUACUUCAUGUAUUGCCUUUUUUAACAUCCUUAAUGAGUUGAAUGACUACGCAGGACAACGAGAAGUAGUUGCAGAAGAAAUGGGACACAGAGUGUAUGGAGAAUUGAUGAGAUACUCUCAUGAUCUAAAAACUGAGAGAAAAAUGCAUCUUCAGGAAGGGCGAAAGGCUCAACAGUAUCUGGACAUGUGCUGGAAACAGAUGGAUAAUAGCAAAAAGAAAUUUGAGAGAGAAUGCAGAGAGGCGGAGAAGGCACAGCAAAGCUACGAAAGACUGGACAACGACACUAAUGCAACAAAGGCAGAUGUUGAGAAGGCUAAGCAACAGUUAAACCUGCGCACACAUAUGGCUGAUGAAAACAAAAAUGAAUAUGCUGCACAACUACAGAAUUUUAAUGGGGAACAGCACAAACACUACUACAUUGUCAUUCCUCAGAUUUAUAAGCAACUUCAAGAAAUGGAUGAAAGAAGGACUAUCAAACUUAGUGAAUGUUACAAAGGCUUUGCUGACUCUGAGCGCAAGGUUAUUCCGAUUAUCUCUAAAUGUUUAGAAGGGAUGAUCCUUGCAGCAAAAUCAGUUGAUGAACAUAGAGACUCUCAACUAGUGAUAGACUGCUUCAAAUCUGGUUUUGAACCUCCUGGAGAUUUUCCAUUUGAAGAUUACAGUCAGAAUAUUUACAGAACUAUCUCUGAUGGAACCAUCAGUACACCAAAGCAGGAAGGAAUGAGAAUUGAUUCAAAAACUACAGUGGGCAAGGCUAAAGGAAAGCUGUGGCUAUUUGGAAAGAAGCCAAAGGGCCCUGCACUAGAAGACUUCAGCCAUCUCCCACCAGAACAAAGACGCAAGAAGCUGCAACAGAGGAUCGAUGAACUUAACAGAGAACUACAGAAGGAAACAGACCAAAAAGAUGCUCUCAUCAAGAUGAAGGAUGUUUAUGAGAAAAAUCCCCAGAUGGGUGAUCCAGGCAGUUUGCAACCAAAACUAACUGAGACUAUGAGCAACAUGGACCGUCUUCGGAUGGAAAUACACAAGAAUGAGGCCUGGCUCUCUGAAGUUGAAGGUAAAGUAGCGGCCAGAAGUGACAGGCGGCACAGCAGUGAUAUCAACCACCUUGUGACCCAGGGCAGAGAGAGCCCUGAGGGAAGUUACACAGAUGAUGCCAAUCAGGAGGUUCGAGGCCCACCACAGCAGCAUGCACAUCCCAGUGAGUUUGAUGAUGAGUUUGAAGACGAUGAUCCACUACCGGCUAUAGGACACUGCAAGGCAAUAUAUCCGUUUGAUGGUCAUAAUGAAGGCACUCUAGCAAUGAAAGAAGGGGAAAUUUUAUACAUUAUUGAGGAGGACAAAGGAGAUGGGUGGACAAGAGCUCGAAGACAUAACGGAGAGGAAGGCUAUGUGCCAACAUCGUAUAUAGAUGUAACGCUAGAGAAAAACAGCAAAGGUUCCUGAAGCGGGUUUCUGAGAAAAUGGGCGAGAUCUUGAAGGAGGUUACAUGCAGCUGCGGGGGGGGUGGGGGNGGGGGGGUGCUAGACUGGGAGGCCCAAGGGGAAAAGCUAGUUGCAUGGAUGCAUGCAGACAUACAUUUAGUCACUAACACCUUAGCAUCUUCCAUACAUAGGUAAGGACAUACUACAAAUUCUUCAAUUUGUGCAGGAAAAUAGACUUCCAUUACCAGAGUAAAAAGGCUACUGCUCCUAAAAUUGCUUUAUUUUCAUUGUCCUAGAUUGUCCCACAUGCACAAACUAUAUUUGAGCUUGUGCUGGUUUGGUUCUCUCAAUUUUGUUCUUUUCCAUCUCAUUUUAAUUGGCGGUCAUUUAGAGCCAUUGUCAGUUAUCAGCCUGCCUGUGCCACCUCCAUGCUCGCCAUUAACCUCCUCCUGCAUGCCUCGGACAGUCAGGCAUGUCUACAUAACACUUUGCCAUCAUUGCUUGUCUUAUUUUGUAACAAAUCAUUUUCUUUAAACACCUUCAGCACUAGAGUUUCAUCCCAGUAUCCAUGUAUGCUGCUAUAACUAUACCACUGCAACCAUCAUUACAUUCCAGUUUUUUGGCAUAACUAAGAGACCAUAAUGUAUUUGUGUUGAUUUGGGGAAGUCAUACAUCUCAGCUCUAGCCUCCAAUGCAAUCAAGAGAGACUCCUAAAACUGUGGUCCACCUUCAGCACUUCAGUAACCUGUUGUGAGCACUGAAAACCUGGAACACCACCAGAGAGAUUCACCACUGCAAGCUAAUGACUGUUGUCAGAGGUCAACCACUUGCCAUUCAAAUGCUGCCUUAAACUAGAGUGCCUAAAUCUGUUGUUUGCCAACACUACCACUUACAGUAUCCCACAAAGGGCUUUGUGUCUCAGCUCUUUCCACAGUGCUGCAGUUGCUGAGGUAGCCACGGUAGGUGUUUUCUAGAGCUCUACUUUACUGGAUACAUGGUGCAUCAUGAAUUUUAUACAUUGAAACGUGUAUCUCUUCAUUUGACUUUAGUAUUUUUUUAGAAUAUUUUUAUGGAAACUGUCUUUUAGUUUUUCACUAUGAAGUUCCAAUUUUAAUUACUGCAGUGCUAGUCCAUUUCCAGGUGAUGCUUCAUUGUAUGGACCGAUUGAAAUUUGAGUGAUACUUCGUAAUGAUCUAUGUGCACUUUUACUUGUAAACAAUUGAAAUUUGGAUAUGUUUAUAUGUGUAAAUAUAGUUGUCUGCAGUGCCCCUAUUG